AUGUCGGAAAAGCAUCACAGCUCAGAUGAGGAGAAGAGGCCAGUUGGCGGCACUGGGGUGAUUGAUACCCAAGUGGGUGAUGUUGAAGACCAUGAGGUUUUCAAGAAGACUGCGGAUGGAGUCGAUUUCCGGACUGUUUCAUGGCCGCGAGCAACUGUGAUCUUCCUGAAGAUCAUUUUUGCGACCGGUGUUCUCAGCAUACCUUCAGCCAUGUACGAGUUAGGAGCACUUGGUGGAGCACUUUCAGUCAUCGGAUGGGGCCUGUUGAACACUUAUACUGCAGUCAUUCAAGGUGACUUCCGUAACAGACAUCUUGGAACCCAUUCCAUCGCAGAUAUGGCAGGGGUGUUAGGUGGUCCUGUACUCAAAGAGAUCGUUGGAGUCCUCUUCCUCGCUGCAUAUGUUCUAUGUACUGGAUCUGGCAUUCUUGGGGUUUCAAUCGGCAUCAACGCCCUCUCCACACACGCCGCAUGCAGUGUGUGGUGGGGAUUGAUUGCUACGGUCUUCGUCGCGGCAACAGCUUCAGUCCGCAAGUUUCACACAAUCGGCUGGUUGACAUGGGUCGGAUUCGCAAGUAUCUUCAUCGCCGUCUUCAUUGUUGUCAUCGCAGUUACAACUCUUGACCGUCCAGCAGCAGCACCUCAAACUGGAGACUACGACUUCGGUUAUCACGUCAUUGCAUACCCAACGUUUGUGGCAGGUAUUACAGCAACGGCAACCAUCUUCGUCUCUUCAGCAGGAACAUCUGCUUUUCUUCCCGUCAUCUCAGAGAUGCGCCAGCCUAAGGAUUACAGAAAGGCUCUUUUCACAUGCAUGGGCUUCGUCACGGCAGCAUACCUGAGUUUGGCUCUCGUUGUGUACAAAUGGUGUGGGAAAUGGGUUGCCUCACCCUCUCUCGGUUCCGCGGGACCUACCAUCAAGAAAAUCGCAUACGGUAUUGGUCUUAUCGGUCUACUUGUUUCAGCAACACUCUAUCUACACGUAGCGUCCAAAUACCUCUUCGUCCGCAUUCUCCGAAAGACUCGUCACCUACAGCAAAACACUGUGGUUCAUUGGGGCGUCUGGCUUGGCUGUACCUUCGGUCUCGCAGCUCUCGCAUUCAUCCUCGCUGAGGCGAUUCCAAUCUUCAACUAUCUUAUCGCAUUGACUGGAAGUCUUUGUUUCGCGCCAAUUGCUAUUAUGCUUCCAGGAGCUCUCUGGAUCCAUGAUCAUGGCCAUUAUAAAAGCGGAACUAUGGUACAGAAAGCUAAGUACUGGGCUCACUGGUUUUUGCCUGUCUUGGGUUUGUUUAUUUGUGUUGGUGGAACUUAUGGUGUUGUUCAAUCUAUCAUUAGCGCUUACGCAAGUGGGCAAAUUGGUGGUGCUUUCAGCUGUGCAGAUAAUUCCAACUCGACUUGA
Molecule: messenger RNA, 1398 nt
Organism: Glarea lozoyensis ATCC 20868
Lineage: Eukaryota; Fungi; Ascomycota; Leotiomycetes; Helotiales; Helotiaceae
Exons: 3
Coding region: 1-1398 (465 amino acids)
Biological process (GO): amino acid transmembrane transport
Cellular component (GO): vacuolar membrane
Molecular function (GO): amino acid transmembrane transporter activity
Source: RefSeq, a predicted model, not a curated record